AUGCAAAGUAACUUGCCAAGAAACCCUACAAACAAAAACAAGAGCAAGUUGGUGACUCUUUCUGAAUUCCUGGAACUUGCCAAGACUAAGGCAGUUACUGGAGUUUUGAUUAAUAUUAUAAAUGCUGCCUACCUAGCAUCAGAGAAAGUUCUUAGCAUCACCGAUGAUGUCGCCAGUGCCUUGAGCAAUGCCACAUUCGACAAGCUAUCCACUCAAAAAGUACUAAUCCAAUCAGAUGAUAGUUCAGUCCUAACAAAGUUCAAGGAUGUUCCAACUUACCGGAGAGUAUUGAACAUUGAAGAAAAAAUAAGUGAUGCACCAAGAAGCUCAUUCCAGCUUGUAUUAGCUCAGACAAGAUGUAGAGGAGCUCCAGUGAGGAUUAGCUCUGGUGUAAGUGUAGAGGAGCUUCGGUUGAUGCUCUGA
Messenger RNA from Ilex paraguariensis (yerba mate), 423 nucleotides. Lineage: Eukaryota; Viridiplantae; Streptophyta; Magnoliopsida; Aquifoliales; Aquifoliaceae. The record is from the annotation of a GenBank genome assembly.